Hirundo rustica (Barn swallow) is the source of this 3725-nucleotide messenger RNA. It is a transcript of the gene KLHL5, whose product is annotated as kelch like family member 5. The record is from RefSeq and is a predicted model, not a curated record. Lineage: Eukaryota; Metazoa; Chordata; Aves; Passeriformes; Hirundinidae. Bases 1 to 2076 code for a protein of 691 amino acids. Gene Ontology annotation, molecular function: protein binding. The transcript is spliced from 12 exons.
AUGUCUGGUUCUCGUAAAGAGUUUGACGUGAAGCAGAUUUUAAAAAUCAGAUGGAGGUGGUUUGGUCAUCAGGCAUCAGCCCCUAACUCCACUAUUGAAAACCAUCAGGGAGACUUCUGGAAUAGAGGACAAAAUGUAACAACUGGUGGCACAAAGUUUUUAGAUUCAGGUAACUUACCUUUAACAUCAGCUGGUUACAGAAGGUCCGGCCAACAGGAUUUCCAGAAUUCACCUCUUUGGCCAAUGGCAUCCACCUCAGAAAUCCCUGCAUUUGAAUUCUCAGCAGAAGACUGUGGAGGUGCACAUUGGCUUGACAGACAAGAAACAGAUAUUAGAGCAAGUGAAGAAGAAAAUGAAUCGGACAGCAGCUCGUGCAGCAGAACUUCUGACAGCAGUCACACCUUAUCAUCUUGUCAAGCAAUGGAGCCCUGUACCUCAGAUGAAUUUUUUCAGGCACUCAACCAUGCUGAACAAACUUUUAAAAAGAUGGAGAAUUAUCUUAGACACAAUCAGCUAUGUGAUGUGGUGUUAGUUGCUGGUGAUCGUAGAAUUCCAGCUCACAGAUUGGUUCUCUCCUCUGUUUCGGACUACUUUGCAGCAAUGUUCACUAAUGAUGUAAGGGAAGCAAGGCAGGAAGAAAUCAAGAUGGAAGGUGUGGAGCCAAAGGCAUUGUGGGCUCUGGUUCAAUAUGCAUAUACAGGUCGCCUUGAGUUAAAAGAAGAUAACAUUGAGUGCCUGUUGUCUACAGCUUGCCUUCUUCAGCUCUCUCAGGUUGUAGAAGCAUGCUGUAAAUUCCUAAUGAAGCAGCUUCACCCAUCCAAUUGCCUUGGAAUCCGAUCUUUUGCUGAUGCACAGGGUUGCACUGACUUGCACAAGGUGGCUCACAAUUACACUAUGGAGAACUUCAUGGAAGUAAUUAGAAAUCAGGAAUUUCUGUUAUUGCCAGCCACUGAAAUUGCUAAGCUUUUAGCAAGUGAUGACAUGAAUAUUCCUAAUGAAGAAACUAUACUGAAUGCACUGCUUACAUGGGUUCGACAUGAUUUGGAACAGAGAAGGAAAGAUCUCAGUAAACUCCUGGCUUACAUUAGACUGCCUCUGCUUGCUCCACAAUUUCUGGCAGAUAUGGAGAACAACACACUCUUUAGGGAUGACAUUGAAUGUCAAAAGCUCAUUAUGGAAGCAAUGAAGUACCAUCUGUUGCCAGAGAGACGACCUAUGUUGCAAAGCCCUCGCACCAAACCUAGGAAAUCUACAGUGGGCGUUUUGUUUGCAGUUGGAGGAAUGGAUGCAACGAAAGGAGCUACAAGCAUUGAAAAAUAUGAACUUCGUACCAACACAUGGACUCCAGUUGCAAAUAUGAAUGGACGAAGAUUACAGUUUGGAGUUGCAGUCUUAGACGAUAAAUUAUUUGUUGUUGGUGGCAGAGAUGGACUGAAAACAUUGAAUACUGUGGAGUGCUACAACCCUAGAUCAAAAACUUGGAGUGUAAUGCCACCGAUGUCCACUCAUCGUCACGGACUUGGAGUAGCUGUAUUGGAAGGUCCCAUGUAUGCUGUAGGAGGACAUGAUGGCUGGAGCUACCUGAAUACAGUAGAAAGAUGGGAUCCACAGGCUCGUCAGUGGAACUUCGUAGCUAGUAUGUCAACUCCCAGGAGCACCGUUGGUGUAGCAAUAUUAAAUGGAAAGCUUUAUGCAGUUGGUGGUCGAGAUGGAAGUUCUUGUCUUAAGUCAGUAGAAUGUUUUGAUCCUCAUACAAACAAAUGGACUCUCUGUGCUCAGAUGUCAAAAAGAAGAGGUGGUGUAGGUGUAACCACCUGGAACGGGUUCUUGUAUGCAAUAGGUGGCCAUGAUGCUCCAGCAUCCAACUUAACAUCCAGGCUGUCAGACUGCGUAGAAAGGUAUGAUCCCAAAACAGAUGUGUGGACGGCUGUGGCCUCUAUGAGCAUUAGCAGAGAUGCAGUGGGAGUGUGUCUUCUUGGUGACAAGUUGUAUGCUGUUGGAGGAUAUGAUGGUCAAACAUAUCUUAAUACCGUGGAGUCUUAUGAUCCCCAGACAAAUGAAUGGACACAGAUUUAAAAUAAAAAUAAUUCUUCAGUUCAUGCUCAGAAACAAUUACUGUCAGUUCAGAGCUUGGUUACUUUUAUAUAGCUCCAGGAACGUGUCUCUCUAUGGGAGGAGCACACACAAGGACAUCCUGAGCUGACUUUGGUUGCACCACUGUGCUUAGGAAGAGCUGGAGCAUGUGUUGUGACUGUAAAACUAUGAAUUAUUUUCUCUGGGAAGGUGACAUUCUCCUGUGUAGACGCAGAGGAUUACUUUUUCCUCAAGCAAACUACGAGUGCACCAAUAAACACCAGAUGCAGGAUAUCUGCCACAGAAAAGUGUUUGGUCUGAGGCUGACAUAAUGUUCUUAUGGACCAAUAUUAAGCACUUUUUAAAAACUUACCUUUGUCAUGCAUAUGUUACAGGAAUUCUACUUGUAAGGAAGUCAGCUGCAACCUGCCAGUUGGCAGCAGAGGACUUCUGUUUAGGAAGCGCUAAGAAAAUGAGUGAACUCACUAUAAUAAUCAAAUGUUAUAGUUCCAGGGGAUUUCCCCAAAUGCAGAGCAAUGAUGCUAUAAAUGGAUAUACUUUGUUAUAAUUGGGUCUAUUUCUGGGCGAAACAAGUUACAGGAUUGGACCCCAUAGAUUAAAUUUGCCUGUAAUAAAUGCAAAUAGGUAUCUGAGUGACUACAAGGCAGGCUAACAAACCAAUGCAAAUUAUUGUAAAUGGCAGGUGUAAUGUCUGCCUUAGAAAUGAAGUUGUCUAUUUGGUGAAUCUUUUGCACUUUUUAUCAUCAUUCCUAGUUUAGAAAACUUUUUAUUUAACCAAAGCCUUAUUUUAAAUAUUGUCCUAUGCUAACAGAAACCUGCUGUUUAAUAAUUUCUGACAGAUAUUUUUGACAUCCAGUGUAUUUUUUGAAUUUUCAAAGUCGUUAUGCAAGAUGCAGAACAUCAUACCUUUUUCUCUGCUUUGGUUCUUGUAUUUACUUUGCUAUUUCUAAGAGUUAUUGGAAGAAUUCUAAAGUGUGAUAAACAAUUAACCAAUUUAAGUUUAACAUUUGCACUUUGGAAUUUUUGAAGCAUUCCAUUACAUCUAUACUAAUUGCAUUUUUAAACGAGGCUUUGCACUACUAUGAGAAGUAUAAUUUUAUAAGAUGAAGAAAUUGUCUGUCUUUCCUGUAAGGUUAUUUAAAAAUGUAACGGGCCUAAUCCUGCCAGAUGCUCAGCUGCCACCAUUUAAGCAUGUUCAGCAUCUUACAGGGGGGUGAGGUGUGCCUCGCAGGACUGUAUCAAAUUAGUUACCUUAUUUAAGUUACCUAAUUUUUUCGGAUACUUUAUAAUUUGCCUUUCUCGAGCCCUCUGCUGUUACACCGAAUUGCUUUGAACGGUCUAAAUGUCCUCGGGAGAUGCCUUUUUGUAUUUGCUUUUACGUGCCUUGUCCCUUUUGUUCUCCGAACAGAACCGCGCGUGAAAAGAUGUGAACUCAUUGAAUGUUUACGGUUUGUUUUUGGUUUUGUUUUUUUUAAAAAAGUUUGAAGUGCCGGAUACCCCAAGUCCUUUGUACAUUUGUAAUUUUAAAUGUGUGUUUUAACGCUCUCGGCGAACUGAUUAUUGUUUUAAAAGAAAUCGGUGACGCUUUAUGAUGAAGCUUUGCAGUUGGAAUACAGCUGAUCUCAAGAGGC